Molecule: messenger RNA, 2010 nt
Organism: Paramecium primaurelia
Lineage: Eukaryota; Ciliophora; Oligohymenophorea; Peniculida; Parameciidae
Source: the annotation of a GenBank genome assembly
AUGGAAAAUUAUUAAGAUGAACAGAAAGGGGUAGAAUAAAUCUAGUAACUUUAAUUUAAUUAUGAAAUUUUAUUAAAGGAUGCAAAUUCUAACUCAAACUCUUCUAUUGAUGAGCUAUAAAAAAAAUCAUCUAUUGAAAAAUCAACAAGAAACUCAAUAGUUACAAUUGAUUAUUAGAAUCAUGUAAAUCAAUUAUUAAAAUAAUAUGAAAUAUUGAACUAAUUUUAAUUGAACAAUAAGGUUGAUGGAAAAAAUGUUAAUAUAAAUUUUUAAAAUUUUUGGGUUAUCGAAUAAAUUAUUGUAGAUCCUCAAAUAGCAGAAUACUCUUUGAAAAUUGGCUUAGCAACUCUAUUACUAUUAAAAAGCAAUUUGAAAGGCUCUCUUUACUGUCUAUCAAAAAUCAUUUCUUUUCGAAAUGCAAAAAUUACUUAAUAGCUUUUAGACCUUGAUUGGUCAUUAUUAUAUUUAGAUGAGUUGACAGAAGAAAAUUUAGAAUUUUUAAUUUAAAACUCAGAUUUAAAAUGCAUGUAAUAAUUAUUAUUCUCUAAAAAUAAGAUUGAUUUGAUUUUGAAUAUUAAAUCGGAUUAUAGCAAUAAAAUACUAAAAAAAAUAUUUACUUGUUUAGAUUCUUAUUGCUUCAACUACAAUUAUGCAGAAAUUCUUUAUCAAAAGAAAGUUAUUGAUAAAAUUUUAAAAUAUUUAUCUGUUGCCAACUAAGAAUGCUUUUAAUUAAUUGGUUCAUUAUGUUUAUCUUAAAAUGCUCAAAAUGAAAUUUUAGAAACCGAUAUUUAAAAAAAACUAUUUUAAAAUCUCAAAAGUAAAAACUCAUAGAUUGUUGCUAACUCUUAUUAUGCAUUAUCUGGAAUCUGUUUUAAUUAAUCGUAUUUGUAGCUCAAAUUUGUUAAUUCAGAUUUACCAAAGUUCAUGAAAUCUCACUUAUCUUAAGCAUCUGAAGUUUGUAUUAUAGAUUCUUUGUCUUAAUUAAUUUCAAAUUUAACGUAUAAUAAUGAUCAGGUUAAACAAAUUCUUGGUGAUUUUAUCCCAAUUUUAAUUGAAAUAGUCUUAAAUUUUCUUUAAUAUCUCAAAGAUAAAAAAUAAUAAAAAGAGUAAUAUUUUAAAGGGAUAAAGUCACUCUUAAGAGCACUUUGUAAUCUUAUUUUUAUAAAAACUAAUGCAAUAUUAGCCUGCGAACAUAAUUUAGCAGGACUCUGUUCCUUUCUUUAUUCAAAUGAAUUGAUUAUUACAGAAUAUCUUGAUUUAUUAAUAAAUCUUGGUAUUCAUUAAUUGAUGAAUUAAUAAUUGCUAAUAUCUCUUGAUAAUUUAAUACAAACAUAGUAAUAUCAAGAGCAUUUGAUAAAAAUAAUAGAUAGUAUAAUUAGCUCAGCAAAACAAUUUAGCAAGUUUAUAUGCUCAGAAUUUAACUUAGUAACAUACAAAAAUAUUUUAAAAUAACAGACUGAAAAUCAUUAAAUCAUUUAAAAAAUAUAUAAAUUAGUUAGCAUUUUGUUGAGUGAAAAAUAAAACUUUAUUUAUUUAUAGGAAUGUGGACUAAUUGAUGAGAUUAAACCAUUUUAGCAUAUUAAUAUUUAGUAUUAUUAUGAAAAAAUUUAGAACUAAUUACAAGAAAUAACACAUAUGUCAAGAAUCUUUGGAAAUCUAGAUGAAAAAUCUGAAUAAUUAUUUGACAUUAAAGUUGUUAAAGGUAAUAAUAAGUUAAAUAAUGCUAUCUUAUAAAUCAAAAAGGAUUAAAUUUCUAUCUCAUAAAAUGGAAUUACUAAAUCUAAGUAUAUAAUUUAAAAACUCAAAGAUAUAUUAGAUUUAGAGAUUGAAUAAAAGGAAUUUAAAAACAUUCUUUAAAUUAAAAAUAUUCUAAGAUAUUAUUGUUUAGGUUUAAUUGGCUAUUCAAAAUCAUAAAUGAAUAAAAUUAUAAUAUAAGCUCAGAACUAGUAAUAAAAAUAAAAAAUCUUUCAGCUACUUUAACAAUUUAUAUCUGAUUAAGUUAAAUAAUGA